Limulus polyphemus (Atlantic horseshoe crab) is the source of this 504-nucleotide messenger RNA. Its product is annotated as involucrin-like. The coding region runs from base 1 to 504 and encodes 167 amino acids. NCBI's taxonomy places the organism in Eukaryota, Metazoa, Arthropoda, Merostomata, Xiphosura, Limulidae. The record is from RefSeq and is a predicted model, not a curated record. The transcript has 2 exons.
AUGGCGUGUUGGAAUUGGGGGUCCUUGAUUAGAGGAAAAAUUUCCAAAAAGAAGAAACGCCGUGGAGAAAUGGGGUCUCAUAAUUGGGGGUCCUUGAUUAGCGAAAAAAUUUCCAAAAAGAAGAACGCCGUGAAGAAAUGGGGUCUUGGAAUUGAGGGUUCACUGAUUAGAGGAAAAAUUUCCAAAAAGAAGAACGCCGUAAAGAAAUGGGGUCUUGGAAUUGGGGAAUACCUGGAUAAAGAACUACAACUAAAACACCUAGAUAAAGAACUACAACUAAAACACCUAGAUAAAGAACUACAACUAAAACACCUAGAUAAAGAACUACAACUAAAACACUUAGAUAAAGAACUACAACUAAAACACCUAGAUAAAGAACUACAACUAAAACACUUAGAUAAAGAACUACAACUAAGACACCUGGAUAAAGAACUACAACUAAAGCACUUAGAUCAAGAACUACAACUAAAGCACUUAGAUAAAGAACUACAACUAAACACUUAG